This is a messenger RNA of Eremothecium gossypii ATCC 10895, 4425 nucleotides long. It is a transcript of the gene XRN1, whose product is annotated as chromatin-binding exonuclease XRN1. The record is from RefSeq and is marked provisional. The coding region runs from base 1 to 4425 and encodes 1474 amino acids. Gene Ontology annotation, biological process: nuclear-transcribed mRNA catabolic process; rRNA catabolic process. NCBI's taxonomy places the organism in Eukaryota, Fungi, Ascomycota, Saccharomycetes, Saccharomycetales, Saccharomycetaceae. Gene Ontology annotation, molecular function: 5'-3' RNA exonuclease activity; RNA binding. The transcript has a single exon. Gene Ontology annotation, cellular component: nucleus.
AUGGGGAUUCCAAAGUUUUUCCGUUAUGUGUCUGAAAGAUGGCCGAAUAUCUCGCAGUUGAUCGAUGGGACGCAGAUUUCGCAAUUUGACAACUUGUACUUAGACAUGAACUCCAUUCUACACACCGCAACACAUGGCAAUGAAGACGAUAUAAAGAAGCGUCUAAGUGAGGAGGAGGUAUUUGCGAGGAUUUUUGUGUACAUUGAUCACUUGUUCCACACCAUCAAGCCACAGCAGACGCUCUACAUGGCGAUCGAUGGGGUUGCGCCUCGGGCCAAGAUGAACCAGCAGCGCGCACGUCGGUUCAGGUCCGCGAUGGAUGCAGAGACAUCGCUCAAUCGCGCGCGGGAGCGUGGUGAUGAGAUUCCAGAGGGCGAACCGUUUGAUUCCAACUCCAUUACGCCCGGAACCGAGUUCAUGCACAAAUUAACGACGAAUCUAAAGUACUUCAUCCACGAAAAGGUUUCUUCAGACUCUCUGUGGCAGAAUAAAAACAUCAUUUUGUCUGGUCACGAGGUUCCCGGCGAGGGAGAGCAUAAAAUUAUGCAGUAUAUCCGCACUCUCAGAGCGCAGCAGGAUUACAAUCCUAAUACCAGACAUUGUAUCUACGGGUUAGACGCGGACCUUAUCAUGCUUGGUCUAUCGAUUCACGACACACACGUAGCAUUGUUGAGGGAGGAGAUUCUCUACGGGAGAGCACAAAAGCCAAAAGCGCUAGAGCAGCAAAACUUUUACUUACUACAUCUUGCCAUAAUGAGGGAAUACCUUGAGCUUGAAUUUCAGGAGAUCAGCGAUGAAUUGGAGUUUAAGUUUGAUUUUGAGAGGCUCUUAGAUGAUUUCAUCCUAGUUAUGUUUGUCAUCGGUAACGAUUUCUUGCCCAACUUACCGGACUUGCAUUUGAAUAAGGGAGCAUUUCCCGUGUUACUACAGACUUUUAAAGAGACGCUAAAACAUUUGGAUGGUUACAUCAACGAGAAUGGCACAAUUAACUUUGCGAGGUUUUCGGUGUGGUUAGAUUAUUUGUCCAAAUUUGAGCUGAUGAAUUUUGAACGUGAUGAUAUCGACGUAGAUUGGUUCAACAGUCAACUUGAAAAUAUAUCAUUGGAGGGAGAGCGGAAACGGAAGCGCAUUGGCAAGAAGCUUUUGCUAAAACAGCAAAAGAAAAUAGUUGGUGCUGUGAAGCCUUGGUUAAUGAAGAAGUUUAGUGAGACGCUAUCUCCAGAUGUGACUGAGGAAGAAAUUACUAUGACUCCAUGGUUAGAAAAAGACUUGGCGGAGAAGAAUAUAGAUUUUUUGAAGGAAUUUGCACUUGAAUUGGGACUUAUUGUAGUUCACUCUGAUUCCAACGAUACCUAUACUUUCAAAAUUGAUCUGGACAGUUAUAGCAUGAAUCAAUCGGCGGAGGAACACCAGACUCGUGUAGCCGAACUAAGACGUUCGAUAAAGAAGUUUGAGCAAGCCAUUAUCAUUAACGAUGAAGAGGAACUAGAAGAGGCACAGGAGAAGUACAAUGAAAGGUUUAUUCGUUGGAAAGACUCCUACUAUAAGGAGAAGGUUGGCUUCUCUAUCCAUGAUGAAGACAAACUUAAAGAAAUGGCAAAUAACUACAUCGAAGGCCUACAAUGGGUAUUGUAUUAUUAUUAUCAGGGUUGCCCAUCAUGGUCUUGGUAUUACCGUUAUCAUUAUGCACCAAGAAUAUCUGAUAUCCGUAAAGGAUUGGAUGUAAAUAUAUCUUUUUCAUUGGAUCAACCUUUUAAACCAUUUCAGCAGCUUAUGGCUGUCCUACCGGCAAGGUCAAAAGAACUGCUACCACCAGUUUACAGACCAUUGAUGUAUGAUGAUAAAUCACCGAUCCUAGAUUUAUAUCCAGCAGAAGUUGAAUUGGAUAAGAAUGGGAAGACAGCUGAUUGGGAAGCAGUCGUUAAGCUUAAGUUUGUUGACCAAGAUAGAUUACUCGCUGCAAUGGCUCCUUUGGAUGACCUGUUGACUCCAGAGGAAAAAAAGAGGAAUAUCGUUGGUACCGAUCUAAUUUUUGUUUUUAACCCUCAGGUGGAUAAUGUUUACAAGUCUCCAUUGAAAGGAGUUUUUACCGAUAUUGCGAACAAUCACUGUGUUGAAAGAGAAUAUGUUCAUCCUUCCAUGGAAGGUCGCAGCAUUUUGUAUGGACUUCCAGAAGGUGCUAAGUUAGGGACUUCAGCUUUAGCUGGAUUCCCGACUUUAAAGAGCAUUCCAUUUAACGCCCAACUUGCGUACAACGAAUGCACCAUAUUUAACCAGCCAUCGAGACACCAUUCAAUGUUAUUAACUAUAAAAGAUGUGUACCAAUCGAGUAAUUUGAGCGUCAAUGAUGUCGCGGAACGUUAUCUUGGAGAAAUCGUAUACUCCAACUGGCCUUACAUUAGGGAAUCAAAAAUGGUGUCAAUAAUUGACAAUAACUACGUUUAUAUCGCCUCUGAAAAAUGUAAGAAGAGCGGCGGUACCAGUGUCGUAAGAAAGCCUGCGACUCCCGAGGAGAAGAAGGCUUUCAGCUCGAUGGUCAAGAACAUUAUUCACGGCUAUUCGAAGAAGAAAGGUAUUGUUCUCCCUGAAGUUCGUGCCAUUGCUAGGGUGCUUCCAGUUACUGGGCUAAUCAGACAACCGGAUGGCUCUUACCAAAAGUGUUUCUCUAAAGUCGAGGAGUUAUAUCCUCUUCAAUUGAUAGUCGAGGAUGUGGAGAAUAAGGACGAGCGGUAUAUGGAGAGACCACCGCUUCCUAUCGAUGAAGAGUUUCCAACUGGUUCGCGUGUAAUAUUUUUGGGAGAUUAUGCCUAUGGGGGUGAAGCUACAGUUGAUGGCUAUACCAGUGCUACGAGGUUGAAGUUAACCGUAAACAAGCAGUCGACGAAAGCAGAGCCUAAUAUUGGCAAACGCAGAGCGGAAAUGGACAGAAAGGCAGUCCACUACUGGCCAUCCUUUGUAGUUGCGAAAAGAUUGGGGCUCCAUCCACUUUUCUUAUCCAGAAUAACUUCCCGUUUCUUGAUCGAAGUUGACAAUAGAUCAGUGAAUGUUGGCUUAAUGGUAAAGUUCCCAGCUCGCGAUGAAAAAGUUUUAGGCUAUGCGAGGAAAAAUAGGGAGUCAUGGGAAUAUUCAAACUUAACUCUCCAAUUGGUGGACCAAUAUAGGAAGAACUUCCCUGACUUUUUCAAUGCUUUAAUGAAUGUGGAUAAGAAGAUACCGAAAUUGAAGGAUCUUCUUUCAAGACGCAAUGCAGAGGAAGCAAGUGCUAUGUUGGCGUCAAUUACGGCAUUCAUAAAGGACGCCCGUCAAUCAUUCGUCAUUGUGCCCCUAGAGAGUGACUCGUUGACCAAGGCUUCUAUACAGGCUGUUGAAAAAGAGAUCAUGAGGAUUGCAGACUUGCCAGAUCAGUCUGAGAAGCGCCAGUUGGCAAAGGUGCCGAGAGAAGCUAUUCUGGAUCCUCGUCAGUCAUUUGCGUUGUUGCGCACUCAGAGGUUUGACUUAGGUGACCGUGUGAUUUACGUGCAAGAUUCUGGAAAGGUGCCAUUGUUUUCCAAGGGUACUGUGGUCGGAUACACGACAAUAGGUUCAAGAAUAUCUAUACAAGUUUUGUUUGACCAGGAGCUUGCAGCUGGUACUACAUUUGGUGAGAGAUUGCAAACCAACAGAGGGAUUGGUGUGGACUCCUCUUGUUUAUUGAACAUCAGCAAGCGUCAGUUCAUCUAUCACUCAAAAGCUUCAAAACAGUAUACUGAUAAGGCCGCCAAGAAAAAACAAACUAACGUACGGCAACCACCAAAGAUCACUCCUGAACAACGGAGGAAGAGAGUAGAGGAAACCAAAAAGCAACAGGCACAUGAAAUGCUAAACCGUAUCCGGAAUGAAAAUAGUUCUGUUCCCGACAAUUCCAAUCAGCUUUCAGGCACAAACUUUGCGAAUGGCAUAAAAGGUCCAUCGAUUAUCAUGAAUACUCAGGUACCAUUAAACACCGUCGGCAAAAGCGUUGCCAACAAUGUUUAUAACGCUGUUGUAAGUCAACUAGCAAACCCAGCUAUGGAUCAGAACAUUCCCUUUGGCCUACAGUCUGCGCAUAUGAUGGCGAAUCAUAUGCCACAUUCAGGUAUAGUUCCGCUACCACCGAACGGUAUGGUGCCUAUGCACCAGCCGGUAGUCUUCGGUUUCCCACCCCAUGGAGGGGCACCGCCCAACAUGCCUGUGAGUAGAGACUUUUCUCGCCCAAGCAUGGUUCCACAAGCGUUCCACGUUAAUGCAAUUGGUAACAUCACUAACCCGCCAGUAGACGAAGCAUCGACUGCUGCUAUGAAGAACUUGAUACAUCCGCAGAGGCAGGAUAAGAAGGAGGCCGGGAGGUCGCAGUACUCAGGUCGCGGGAGGAAGGGCCCUUACCGUGGGAAUCACGCGAAGAAAUAA